AAGGCCGGAUUUGAACUCUAGUCCUCAGAGGCUGAUGUACAAACGAGUCGUCCACCGUGCUGCCUAGUUUUAACAUAUGUGAAAAUGUUUAUUUUUUAUCAACUACAAACUCCACCUUUAAGUAGAGAAUGUGAGCAGCCUACUUCUGCCACAUUUGAAUUUUCUACAUGACUUUUACUGCAGCAUAGAGUGUGAGUACUUUUGCCACCUUUGAAUUCAUUUCUACAUGAGUGUGAGUACUUCAGCCGCAUGGGGGCUAGGGAAAGAGGCAGCGGGUACCGGGGUGUACAAAAGAGGCAGGCCGGGUAGGGAAGGUGCACGCGCGGCGUGGAUGUUUACUCGGCGUCGGCGGCGCGGACGUCAGAGCGAGCGAUCCCAGCGUGCACCGCGAGGCCGUUGAGAGCUCCAGCAGCUGCUAGUGAGUCUCGCCAGUCGCCACAGCGCCGAGCAAGGCGACAGAGAAAUAUGCUGCGCGGACGCCUGGCGAGUCACCGCGUCGGCGUUUGAGUCACGAUUGUCUGUCGGUUUCCAUUUUGGAGGAUUCCUUCCUCCAUCCUCCGGGCAAUGACAACGGUCUCGGCAACCCCGCAGCAGAUGAGGGACCGGCUGCUGCAGGCCAUCGACAGUCAGAGCAAUAUAUGCAAUAUGGUGGUUGUACUUGAGGUGAUUACCUGUCUUGAGAAGUAUCCUAUCACCAAAGAAGCACUUGAGGAAACCCGACUUGGAAAGCUGAUCAACGAUGUACGGAAGAAGACCAAGGAUGAAGACCUUGCCAAGCGGGCCAAGAAGCUCUUGCGAAACUGGCAAAAGCUGAUCGAACCCGGCCCUGUGGUCACAGUGAGCGCUCCCAGUUCCACCAAUGGCAGCUCUCACCCAUGCAGGACGGAAGCCUCGCUGCCCGACAUCUCUUUAUUGGCAAAGGGAGUCGCUGAAGUCAAAGUCAGAAAUGACGUUCACAACACGUACUCGCCAAAGGCUGAAAAGUCAAGCAGCCGCAAGCGCCGGGGAGAGCACAGAGACAGUGGAGUGCACUUACCAGAAAAAAUCUCAAAGUUGACUUCGUACGAUAACUCUGUUUCACCACCGCCCACCAAUGGAAUCGCCGGCAGCCCCGACACACUGCUCGACCAGGACAUCGUCCCGUCUCCCGACCGAUCUCGGAUAGAGCACCUUGACAAUGAUAAAAUCAACAGAAUCCCCGUAAAUGCUGUCAAGCCUCGGCCCAGCUCCCCCGGAGUGGCCAAACUCCCUAGCACUUCAUCUUUAAUCAAGGUUGCUGUUAUGCAGCAGCAGGCGAGAAUGGAAGAUGGGGGCGGCGGGGGUGUAGGAGGAGGGCAUUAUCAGGCCAGAAGUCCCCGUGGCCUUUCCACCAGUCCAAGGAGCACAAAACAAGACUCCACGACCAAGCGCUCUGCGGCAUAUGCACAAAUGCUAACGUCUGUCCCCAGCCCGUCGUCCAGGGAUUCGCCUUUGCCCCAGCCUGCGUCCCCCCCGGCUCAAAGCUCUCACUCUUCCUACAGGUCCUCAAUGCACUGGGACACCUCACCAGAGGUCCCUUCUCAUUGCCCUCCACAAGACUUAUCCACAACACUGGAAUCCCCCUCUGUCUCGCCCACGCCCCCUCCACGCCCGCAACACAACUCAGAACUCCACAGGCCCACGUCCGAAGCGACCACCACCGUGUGGGACGACACGGACGGCUCGCUGACUUCCGCCUCGGAGUAUAAGAGGAGGAAGUACCGCUCUAGAGACUACUCUGUCAACUUAGAUGGCCAGAAAAUAGAGGACACCACUAAGCCAGUACGGUUAAAAGAACGUAGGCUAACGUUUGACCCCGUCACACGUCAAAUUAAGCCCCUAAUCCACAAAGAACCACAGUCCGAGGAACCCCCCACUCCCGAGCCCGUCGAGCCCAGGCAGAGAACUGAAGUCGCUGUACCAGACACUGUGCCGGGGACCAACCCUAAUCCUUUUCACCAGACAAACUGGAAGGAGCUGUCCAGAAAUGAAAUCAUCCAGUCCUACUUGAACCUUCAGAGUAACGUGCUCACCUCGUCUGGGGUCCAGGCCCCGAGCGCACACUUUUUCAUGUCCCAGUAUCUGAAAAGGGAAGAACAGGAAGUGAAAGAGUUGAGUCAAAUGCACGUUUUACAGGCGGACAGUGCAACAGCGGAUCUACCAGGCAUGAGUCGGGACAUCAGCGAUGAGGACCUGGACAGGAUACACAACCAGCACUGGCCCGGGGUCAAUGGGUGUUUGGACACUAAGGACACCUGGUAUGACUGGACAGAGUGCAUAUCGUUGGACCCUCACGGGGAUGAAAGCAAGCUGAAUAUCCUGCCGUACGUUUGCCUCGACUGAGGGCUCGUUUUCAACUCCUUUUUUUUUUUUUUUUUUUUUGGUCUGUGUUCCCCAUACAAACGAGAUCAUUUUGGAUUUAGUUUUGCAAAAGCCAGGCCUGCUAAACUCCCUCAUCCCUCCCGUGCCGCCGCCUCUUUCUGUGAUUUGAGAUUUUGGUACAAAACAAGAUGAGAAAUUAAAAAAAAAAUUUGAGUUUGUGAUACCAAGGGCUGCUUUUGUUUUCAUUUUUCAAGCUGAAAGCCACAGGAAGGAUGGAGGCCACCCCAAGUUGCAGAGUGCUGCUACUAGCUCACAAGAAAAGAGGGCAGAAUGAGCCCUGCUAGCAGGAAAUGUCACCAAUAUUGUAGGCUCACAGGGUUAAUACUGCUCUUUUUUUCUUAUCUUUUUGAUUUCUGCGAUCUGUGGUCCUCAAUAGGAGGGUGGGCUGGUGUUUAGCUAUCCUGUUCAGGCCGCCAUACCGGUGUUCAUCUCCAAGUAUAUGAACAUAUCUCUAGUCUGAAAUACUGGCGGUUACGAGAAGCUUUAUGUGAAUUAUAAAAAGAGUAAAUUAUAAAUUUCGUCAUGUACACAUCUAUUUAUUUUGGCUAGUACAUUUUACAGGAAUUCCAUUGUGAUGUUCAUAAACAUACUGCUUUUUCUUCUGUACCUUGUUGCAGCAGUGUUUUCAAUCGCAUCUUUUAAGUUUGAAGUUGUUUUUUCCCCCCUCUCUUAUGCAUCAGUCUUCUUGAUUGGCCAUCAGUUCAUUUGGGCUUAACAUUCCAUAGUCCCUUUGGCUUAGUGCACCGUCUUCAACUCAGAAAUAAACGUGUUCUGGAAGAUUUGCUUCCAAGGUUUCAAAUUGUGCCUAAAUUUUUCAAAAACUAUAAAUACAUAAAGUCUAAAUUGGAAGGUAAAUCUUAAAUUACACACAGUACUGUUUGCUGCAGUACACAUUAUUGCUCCAAAUUUAGGUAUAGUGGUGCCUUGAGAUACGGGUGACUUGACUGAGUUUUUCGAAAUAUGAGCAGUCGUUCUGAUUAUUAUAUAUAUAUUUUUUGCAUUGAGUUGUGAGCACAAACUUGAGAUAGGAACGCUGUAUAGUGGCAGUGAACUCUCUUCGCAACAAGCAGCAGUUUCGCAGAUAGAAUUAUAAGCAGUUCUUCAAAAAAGGGUUCAAGCUGUUUAUUGACACUGUUGAAGUUUAUGGUCUUGCUAAACAAAAUGAAGAGCAUUACGUGAGUAUUUAAAACAACCACAGUGUAACCUUUAAGUCUGCUGGCUUAAUGCUGACACAAAGGGAAAUGCCAUGGAAGUGCUAAUGAGUGUCUACAUGGUUGUGUUGUCACUCUUUAAGGAUCUAAUAUUUGAAUACAUACGGAGCAACAUGUGGACAUAUAAUACUCAACGGCAUUCUUUAUCCUCUGAAAAACGACUUACUGCUAAGGAGUUGUGACGACAUCUGUCUCCAUGUACAGUAUAUCUGUAAGUCUAUUAUUCUGCCCCCAGGUGGCCAUGGUGUGCACAGCAGGAGGGGGAUAAUGACGAUUGAAGCAGUGUGACAAAACCGGUUUAAUUCUUCAUUUGCUGUUAUUGCAUGUUUUUAUUAAGUACAAUAUUACAGAGUUCUAAUUUUCCUCAUUAAAAUACACCACAUUUUGUUGUUUUGAGAAAGCUGUAACAGAUUAAGGGCAUUUCCAUUCAUUUCGAUGGGGAACGAUGAUUUGAGAUGGCCGUUUUGAGUCACUGAACGGAUUAAACUAUCUCAAGGCACCACUGUAUUGGCUUGUAUGGAUCUCAUUCCAGUCGUCGUCGCCCCCACACUUAAAUCAAUACAUGUAGAAACAGAUUAUAUCUUUAGCUCAGUUUAGUAUCAUUUCGUUCACGUCAAUAGUCAAGCCAAGCAAAAUGGAGACUAGUGAGAGAGCCCAGUGUCACAUCAUGUUUGUGUGAAUACUUAAUUUUGCGUUCCCUUUACACGCAUCCUUCAACAUCCUAUGAGAUGUCAAAUUGGCUAGUGCACUCGCUCAUUAUUCCCUACCAACGUGCCUUUGGUAAAUUGUAAAUCUGGAUUUGCUUCCGUGUGUGAGGCACCGUCCUCGUAGCCGGAUAGUUUGUCAAGAGAGCUCCAAAAUCCGUGAUCAUUAUGAAGCUGGCAAAUGCAUUGUUUCCUGUCUUCUUUUUUUUCUUUUUUUUUGUACACAAAUAUUUUUUGGUGAGGUGUGCCAAGUACAAGUGGCAGAAGAAAGUGCACAACACAGCUGGCAAUAAAAGUGCUACAACUGGUUGAUAAUGUUUUCUGGAGUUUUGACUGGGGCGUUUUUGUUCAGUGUUUAACAUCUCUCAAUUCUUUGACAAAUAAAAUGAUCCAAUUCUU
This is a messenger RNA of Phyllopteryx taeniolatus (common seadragon), 4714 nucleotides long. RefSeq names its product cofactor required for Sp1 transcriptional activation, subunit 7 (gene crsp7). Gene Ontology annotation, molecular function: transcription coregulator activity. The coding region runs from base 565 to 2361 and encodes 598 amino acids. NCBI's taxonomy places the organism in Eukaryota, Metazoa, Chordata, Actinopteri, Syngnathiformes, Syngnathidae. The record is from RefSeq and is a predicted model, not a curated record. The transcript is spliced from 4 exons. Gene Ontology annotation, biological process: regulation of transcription by RNA polymerase II; positive regulation of gene expression. Gene Ontology annotation, cellular component: mediator complex; core mediator complex; nucleus.